AUGCACUUCUUCACCCUUUUUGUCCACGGUAUCUUGGCCGCUGGAACCUUGGCAUUUCGAGGCCAAAGAAUCCGACGCCAGGAUGGCACUGUCGAUCCUGGACAGCCUUCCGACUGCACUUGGUGGGAAACCAAGGAGGAGGACUACCAAGACUGUGAUUAUCUUGCAGAUGGCUGGCAUUUGACGCACAAGAAAUUCCUCGAAUAUAACCCUACUGUCAAGGAUGAUUGCUCCGGUAUGAAGUUUGGCCACUCAUACUGUGUUGAGGUCAAUAAUGGCAAUCCUCGCCCAGGUGAACCCUCUUCAACAACCACUUCAGCUGUCCAGGCCUCACCCACCAAGGACUCCAAGCCAAGUCCUACCCAGGACAAGCUGAUCAAUACCUGUACAAACUUCUACCAGGCCAAGAAGGGAGAUACAUGCCCUAAGAUCAUCGCGGAGUACAAGGACACAUUCAACUCUGCCGACUUGCUCAAGUGGAAUCCCGCUAUUGGUGAUGACUGCAGUGGCAUCUGGGCCAACUACUGGUAUUGUGUUGGUGUUCCUGGAACACCUACCGCUGCCCCGACACGCACGGCUGAGUCUACGGCUAAGCCAACAGGCGAUAAGAAGCCUAGCCCCACUCAAGAAGGCUUGAUCGACACCUGUACCUCUUUCCAUAUGGCCACCAAGGGCGAGACUUGCAAAAGUAUUAUUUCUACCUUUGGUACAUUCGACUUUGCUACCUUUUUUAAGUGGAAUCCCGCUAUUGGUGAUGACUGUAGUGGCAUUUGGGCCAACUACUGGUACUGUGUUGCCGUUCCUGGAACCCCUACUGCCAAUCCUUCUAUAAUUUCCACCAAGCCUGCAGGCACUGGUAUUCCAACCCCUUCGCCUAUUCAGGAGGGUAUGGUUAAGAACUGUAUUAAGUUCCACCCAGUUUCGAAGACUACUACUUGCGAUUCUAUUGAGAAGUACUAUAAGCUCUCAUUUGCCCAAUUCUUCGCAUGGAACCCGGCGGUUGGCGAGGACUGCAGUGGCCUCUGGGCCAACUACAACGUCUGCGUUAGCGUCAGAGGGUACAAGCCAUCCACAACAACGAUAACCGCCAAGCCUACCACGACGAAGCCUACGAAUGGUAUCUCGACUCCAUCACCCAUCCAGGACAAUAUGGUUAAGAGCUGUGAAAAGUUCCACCAGAUUAAGUCUACUACUACCUGCACUUCUAUUGAGAACUACUAUAACCUUCCUCUCUCGACUUUCCUUUUGUGGAACCCAGCUGUUGGUAAGGACUGCACUCACCUACUCACCGGCUACUGGGUCUGUAUUGCAACUAUCGGUUGGAAUCCUCCUACCAAGACUAUCACCAAGGCUUCUACUACAGCCAAGUCUCCUAACGGCAUUUCAACACCUCCACCAAUCCAAACUGGUAUGGUUGGUAACUGUAGAAAGUUCCAUAUGGUGAAGUCUACUACGACAUGUGACUCGAUCCAGAAGUAUUAUAAAAUUACAAUGGCUCAGUUACUUAAGUGGAACCCAGUGAUUGGGUCUAAAUGUACCGGCCUUUGGGCUAAUUAUAAUGUGUGUGUUGGUGUUUAG
Fusarium sp. VM40 is the source of this 1578-nucleotide messenger RNA. The record is from the annotation of a GenBank genome assembly. NCBI's taxonomy places the organism in Eukaryota, Fungi, Ascomycota, Sordariomycetes, Hypocreales, Nectriaceae.